UUUCAAUCUACUGAUACAAAAGUAGCUGUAACUGUACAGCAAGAGAUUCGCGAGAUUUCAUAUUGAUUUCAAUAUCGGCUCGAUGAUCGGAAAUACACUAAAAGGGAGCUGAACUAAUGAGUGGAAGGAGGAGAAGCAAACCCAAUCGGGGUGGAGGACGGUUCAAUAAACCCAGAGGAGGUGGAGGAGGAAGAGGAGGUGGAGGUGGAGGAGGAAGAGGAGGUGGAGGUGGAAACAGGAAAGCUGCUAGUGGAUGUUGGGAUGAUGGGGAUGAUUUCAGCCUGGAUUUGGGUCGCAGUCGGUCAUUCAAGCCUCCCUCAUCUAGAGGUUCAAGAGGUGUCCGUGGGGCUCGUGGAGGAACCGGCAGAGGAAGAUCUCAGGCACUGGCCAGAAAACACGACGAGGAGGAGAUGAGAUCCAGAUUUAGACCUGAGCAAGUGCAGCUGCCCCUGCAGAAGAUACACAUGACUUCAGAGAACAAACUGCAGGUCAAAGAACUGCUGCGGGAACUUCAGAGCCACGAGUAUCACACACCAAAUAGCGGCUCUGACUAUGAAGGUGGUGAGGAUGAGGAGGAUGAGGAAGAGGAGUAUGAUGAGCUGGACCGUCGUGAGGAAGGUCAGUUCUGGCAAACCCAUGAUGAUGGAGUAGAAUGUGCCGAGAGUGAUGACUGGAUGGAGGACUCGGUCGAGGAGAAGCACACAAAGCCAGAGCCGGUGAUCUCUCUGUUUGCUCUGGGCACUCUUUGCAGGUAUGGCUUUGACCGUGAACGCUGUCGACAAGCUUUGGAGGCUGGAGAAGAAAGUGGACGUGGUGAGGUUGGAGCGACAUUAGAGCUCCUCCUAUCCCAGAUUUUCACAGAACGUUUCGACUCCAGCGCCCUCAGCCCCCAAACAUCAGACCUCCCUUCUCAGGAGGAAUGUGUAGCUCCGCGACAGGAAGAGGCCCUGGCUUUGACCGCAAUCUACGGGGAUCGCUUCUGUGAGCGCAUCAGUAAUCGUGUUUGGACAAUCCAGCUUGAUUUGCAGUGGCUGGAUGAAAGGCGGAACAAAAUUUCAGACGCUGCGAAUUGUAAAAAGCAGUCAGGAUCCAAUCAGAUUUGCAAGUUUUACAUGAAGGGGGCAGGUUGUAGGUAUGGAAACCGCUGCAGGUUCAAGCACCAAACUCCUGAAUCGAGCUCUUCCAGAGAAUUUUGUAAGGCAAGUCAGCCAGGGUUUAGCAGCACAGAAGUUCCCGUUUAUCAGCUGGAGAUUCGCUUCCAACCAGGUAGUUUAUAUCCUUUUCAAGCUCCGCUCGUGGCCUUCAGUAGCACUGAUGAAUCGCUCUUAGGCGCGGGACGCCUCAGUGUCACAGAGUACCUGUUCGGUCAGGCACUCAGUGCUGCGCAGGAAGGAGAGCCGGUGGUCUACACCCUCAUUUCCUGUCUGGAGGAGGACGGACCUGCUAGAGAGCUGCUGUCAGCUGCCCAUCACAAAUACAGUGCUCCGCCCCCUGUUCUGGCUCCGCCCACCGUCACUCCGGCCAGGAAUCGGAGCAGUAGGAACACUGUAGAAAACAACAUUACGACCAAUACAGCAACUAGAGAUCAAUUAACCAACACCACCGAGAGCACAAACCACAGAGUGAGACAGAAGGAAGAUGCUUCAUACCUAAGAGAGGAUAUUGUUGAUGAACAAGAAGAUGGUGAUGAUGAUGAAGAUGAAGAACAAUGUAUCCCAGUGGAAAAUGAGAGCUAUGUUAACUUGAGGAAGAGGAUGGUGAAGAUCGAGAUCAAAACUGAGCAAAUACUGCAAGAGAACAAGAAGCUCUGCAGAGAGUUCAAGAGGAAACAGUCGUCGAGGCGCUAUACAUCGAUGCAGGAGCAGAGGCAGAAGCUGCCUGCAUGGCAGAAGAGAGAGGCCAUAUUGGACUGUUUGGAUAAGAACCAGGUUCUCGUCAUCAGCGGGAUGACUGGGUGCGGGAAAACCACUCAGAUUCCUCAGUUUAUCCUGGAUCAUUUCCUCCAGACUGGACGGCCGGAUAGAGUGGCCAACGUUAUUUGCACUCAGCCACGGCGCAUCUCUGCCAUCACUGUGGCGACCCGAGUGGCCCAGGAACGAGCAGAGGCCUUGGGUCACUCCACAGGCUAUCAGAUCCGUCUGGAGACCGUCAGGUCCUCCAGCACCAGGCUGAUGUUCUGCACCACCGGCGUCCUUUUGCGGAGGCUAGAGGGCGACUCUGAGCUCAGUGGCAUCACACAUGUGAUUGUGGAUGAGGUCCAUGAACGGACAGAAGAGAGUGACUUCCUGUUGCUGGUUCUGAAGGAUCUGAUUGUAAAAAGGAUGGAUUUGAAAAUAAUUAUGAUGAGUGCAACCCUGAAUGCCGAGCUCUUCUCACAGUACUUCAACAACUGCCCCAGCAUCCAUAUACCAGGACGUACAUUCCCGGUGGAGCAGUUCUUCCUUGAAGACGCCAUCGCUAAGACCAAGUAUGUAAUUGAAGAUGGAAGUCCAUAUCGGUGCUCCACAAAGCAAAAUCGUCCCUCUGGUCAGGGUGGCACGGCUGGGAAGGGACGGGCUCCUGUUGAGGAUUUUGAUGAUGAUGGUAGCUGGUCAUUUACGUCCUUAAUGAAAAAGGAUUCGGUCAAAGACUCCAUCCCUGAUCAGCAGCUCAGUCAACAGGAUCUUACCGUCCGAUAUUCCAAUUACUCAAAGUCUGUAGUGAAAACAUUGGCUGCUAUGGAUCUUGAUAAAAUCAACAUGGACCUGGUGGAGAGUCUGUUGGAGUGGAUUGUUGAUGGAGAGCACAGCUACCCACCAGGUGCUGUUUUGGUCUUCCUACCAGGACUUGCUGAAAUAAAGCAAUUAUACGAGCAGCUGCAGUCUAACAGGAUGUUCAAUAAUAGAAGAACAAACAGGUGUGUAGUGUAUCCUCUACACUCGUCCCUGUCCAAUGAGGAGCAGCAGGCGGUCUUUACCCGCCCACAUGAGGGUGUGACCAAAAUCAUCAUCUCCACCAACAUCGCUGAAACUUCUGUCACCAUUGACGAUGUGGUGUAUGUCAUAGACUCUGGCCGGAUGAAGGAGAAGAGGUUUGAGACGCUUCGCAGUAUGGAGAGUCUAGAGGACGUAUGGGUGUCUCGUGCCAAUGCUCUCCAGAGAAAAGGCCGUGCUGGUCGUGUGGCGUCAGGCGUCUGCUUCCAUCUGUUUACAAGACAUCGCUUCACACAUCACCUGAGCCAACAGCAGCUGCCUGAGAUUCAAAGAGUUCCCCUGGAGCAGCUCUGUCUAAGGGUUAAGGUGUUGGAGGUGUUUACGGAGCGUCCUCUGGAGUCAGUUUUCUCUCAGCUUAUUGAGCCGCCCGCAGAGGGCAGUCUGGAGGCCGCUAAACAGCGCCUGUGUGCCCUGGGCGCCUUGACGGACGAGGAGUCUCUGACUCCCCUCGGUUGGCAUUUGGCCUGUCUGCCUGUGGACGUCCGCAUCGGUAAACUCAUGCUGCUGGGAGCCAUCUUCCGCUGCCUGGACCCUGCCCUCACCAUCGCCGCUAGCCUGGCCUUCAAGAGUCCAUUCGUGUCUCCCUGGGAUAAACGAGAGGAAGCUAACGAGAAGAAGUUGGGGUUCUCUCUGGCAAACAGCGACCAUCUGGCCUUGCUGCAGGCGUACAAGGGUUGGUGUAACGCAGCACAGGGCGGCUUUAAGGCUGGUUACCAGUUCUGCAGAGAGAACUUCCUCUCGAUCCGAGGCUUACAGGAGAUAGCAUGUCUUAAAAGGCAGUUUGCAGAGCUUCUGUCUGACAUUGGCUUUGUGAAGGAUGCCAACCUGAACUCUGAUAACACAAAGCUGAUGUCAGCCAUGUUGUGUGCGGCUCUCUACCCUAACGUAGUCCAGGUGAGAUCUCCUCAGGGGAAGUAUAAGCUCACUAGUAAAGGAGCUGUGAAGAUGCAGCCUAAAGCAGAGGAGCUGUGCUUCAUGACCAAGAGUGAUGGAGCCGUCCACAUACACCCCUCGUCUGUCAACUUCUCUGUGCGGCACUAUGACAGCCCAUACCUGGUGUACCAUGAGAAAGUGAAGACCAGUCGAGUGUUUCUCCGUGACUGUAGCAUGGUGUGCGUGUAUCCCAUGGUGCUGUUCGGUGGCGGGCAAGUGAGCGUGGAGCUGCAGCGUGGAGAGUUCAUCAUCUCUCUGGACGACGGCUGGAUCAGAUUUGCAGCUGCGUCUCAUGAGGUGGCUGAGCUGGUGAAAGAGCUGCGGUGGGAGCUGGAUCAGCUCUUAGAGGAGAAGAUCAGAAAUCCCAGCAUGGAUCUGAUCAGCUGUCCUCGAGGGUCUCGCAUCAUACACACCAUAGUGUCGCUCAUCUCCACACAGUAGCAUCAACGUUCUUCUCACACACUAUUCACAAUUAAAUAACAGCGGGAUGCUCACCUGAAAACAGCCUUUUUUCAGAUUUUGUUGAACUUUGUGGAGGCACUUGAAACAUUUUCAUUUUCUUUUGUAGAGUAGAUGCAGAAAAUAUACUUUGGCAUUGUGUGAUUUCACACAGACAUUUCCUAAAUCCCAGAGUCCAUAUUGGACUGCUUUAAUGCAAUAUUAUAGCAACAAGACAGCAUGUGCAUAAAUCCUGAAUGUAUGGCAUGAGGUAUUUGUGAGUAUGAAUUGUGCCAAAUUAUAAAAGACACUUAUUGUGUUUUGAAUUAUUAACUUCUAUUAUAAUGUGGGACUACUAUGAAAAGUCAUACGUUUGCCAAAAUAUGCAAUAUCAAGUGUAUUUAAAAAUAAAUGAA
Sinocyclocheilus rhinocerous is the source of this 4759-nucleotide messenger RNA. RefSeq names its product putative ATP-dependent RNA helicase DHX57. Gene Ontology annotation, molecular function: ATP binding; metal ion binding; RNA binding. The transcript is spliced from 23 exons. The record is from RefSeq and is a predicted model, not a curated record. Gene Ontology annotation, cellular component: intracellular anatomical structure. NCBI's taxonomy places the organism in Eukaryota, Metazoa, Chordata, Actinopteri, Cypriniformes, Cyprinidae. Bases 117 to 4346 code for a protein of 1409 amino acids.